UGGGAAUUCCGUAGUUGACCUUGAGCCUUGUGCUGUUCCAAGCCUGGAGCCAAUUUGAUAAAAUUACGAAUGAAAGUUGGUAUUUCCCGCCACUGAGGUUCGCGAACAUAACAAACGGCGGACUUAUGAAUGACUUGCAGGGUCUAUAUGGGUGAUCGAUAAUGUAGGUCACUGAGCUUUCUAGCUACCUAGCAGGUGGUGCUACCUAUUGAAAAAUUGUUGUAAUACUACGCCCCUUACGUGUGAAAGCUAUGAGCUGUCAUUUGCCAGCUAAUGUUUUGUCAUUUGUUUGUGUAUGGUAACGAUAUAUUUGACACAUAUUUCCCGUUUUCCUGGAAAGUUUGAAUGCCGCACCUUUUUGUUUGUAACGUAACAUUAUCUAGUUUUAGGUAAAAACAUGUAGUGCUUUGAAAUCAACCUAAGGAAGAAAUACGUUAUAUUUAGAAAAUAGGUUUGAGGGGUAGCUUAAUCAAAGGUGGUUUAAACUUGAUCAGAAACGAUGGCUGCAAACGAUAGGGUUUCUCUAAAUGAUGCUCUAUCCAAUGUUGAGGUACUAGAUGAGCUUCCUCUACCAGAUGAACAACCCUGCAUUGAAGCACAACCCUGCUCAGUGGUAUAUCAAGCCAAUUUUGAUACAAAUUUUGAGGAUCGAAAUGGGUUCGUUACUGGUAUUGCAAAAUAUAUUGAGGAAGCUACAGUACAUGCCAGUUUGAAUGAGCUUUUAGAUGAAGGUCAAGAACAUGCAGUAAUGUUGUAUACUUGGAGAUGUUGCUCUAGGGCUAUACCUCAACCAAAGUCAAAUGAGCAGCCAAAUAGAGUAGAAAUUUAUGAGAAGACUGUAGAAGUGCUAGCACCUGAAGUUAACAAGCUACUGAAUUUUAUGUAUUUUCAGAGAAAGGCCAUUGAGAGAUUUUCUCAGGAAGUAAAGAGGUUGUGUCAUACUGAAAAAAGAAAAGACUUUGUUUCAGAGGCAUACCUUCUAACAUUAGGAAAGUUUAUCAACAUGUUUGCAGUUUUGGAUGAAUUGAAAAACAUGAAAUCCAGUGUGAAAAAUGACUACUCAACUUACAGGAGAGCUGCUCAGUUUCUGAAAGUUAUGUCUGACUCACAAACACUUCAGGAAUCACAAAAUCUGUCUAUGUUCCUUGCUACUCAAAACAAGAUAAGAGAUACAGUAAAAGAAAAUUUAGAAAAGAUCACCGGUUAUGAGGAAUUACUGGCAGAUGUAGUAAAUAUUUGUGUCCAUAUGUUUGAAACUAAAAUGUACUUGACUCCUAGUGAGAAACAUAUGCUGGUUAAAGUGAUGGGUUUUGGACUUUUUCUUAUGGACAGUGAACUGUGCAAUAUCAACAAAUUGGAUACAAAGAAAAAACUAAAGUUAGAUAAAGUGGACAGAAUAUUUAAGAACUUGGAAGUUGUCCCAUUGUUUGGAGACAUGCAGAUAGCUCCAUUCAACUAUAUAAAGCGUAGCAAGCAUUUUGAUGCUAGCAAAUGGCCUCUGUCAAGUAGUACAACUCCCUCACCACAAGCAGAUUUAAUGGUUCAUCUACCUCAAAUCCGAGAAGAUCACGUAAAAUACAUUAGCGAACUGUCACGAUAUAGCAAUGAAGUCACAACAACAUAUAAAGAAUGCGGAAGUGACGCUGAAAACAAGGAAACGGCUGAGUUGGCGCUCAGAGGCCUACAAUUACUUUCUGAGUGGACCAGUGUUGUUACAGAACUGUAUUCUUGGAAGCUGUUACAUCCAACAGAUCACCAUCAGAACAAAGAAUGUCCUAAAGAAGCUGAAGAGUAUGAAAGAGCUACAAGGUAUAACUAUAGUGAAGAAGAGAAAUUUGCUUUGAUAGAAGUGAUAGCUAUGAUAAAAGGACUUCAAGUUCUAAUGGCUAGAAUGGAAACGGUUUUUACUGAUGCAAUUCGCAGGAAUAUAUAUGCAGAAUUACAAGAUUUUGUACAAAUAUCAUUGAGAGAACCCCUCAGAAAAGCAAUAAAGAAUAAGAAGGAUCUGAUCAGGAGUAUAAUAAUGUCAGUAAGAGAGACUUGUGCAGAUUGGCCGAGACAAUUUGAUCCUGUCCAAGAUCCUGUUUUGAAAGGCAAAAAGGAUCCUGAUACUGGGUUCAAUAUAAAAGUACCUAGACGAAAUGUGGGUCCAUCUUCAACACAAUUGUACAUGGUUCGCACCAUGUUGGAAUCAUUGAUAGCUGAUAAAUCUGGUGGUAAACGAACAUUGCGAAAAGACAUUGAUGGACAGUACUUGAUGCAAAUUGAUCAAUUCCACAAAACAUCUUUUUAUUGGAAUUAUCUACUCAGCUUUAGUGAAUAUCUACAAAAAUGUUGUGAUUUAUCUCAACUGUGGUACAGAGAGUUUUACUUGGAAAUGACUAUGGGCAGAAGAAUUAAUAAAUGUACUGUUAGGCAUCACCAUAAUGAGGAGUGCAAUGAUUUGAUCACUAUGGAAAAGAGGAUACAAUUCCCAAUCGACAUGUCAAUGCCAUGGAUUUUGACAGAUCACAUUCUAAAAACGAAAGAACCAUCAAUGAUGGAGUAUGUUUUGUAUCCGUUGGACUUGUACAACGACAGUGCGCUAUACGCCUUGACAAUAUUUCGAAAACAGUUUUUAUACGACGAAGUUGAGGCCGAAGUAAAUUUGUGUUUUGACCAAUUCGUCUAUAAACUGAGUGAACAAAUCUUCGCGUAUUAUAAGCAACUGGCAGCAAGUAUCUUCUUAGACAAAAGAUUUCGCGUAGAAUGUGCCGCCAUCGGAGCAUAUUUGCUGCCUUAUCCACGGGCAAAUCGGUACGAAACUCUCCUCAAACAGAGACAUGUGCAAUUACUCGGAAGAUCAAUUGAUCUGAAUAAGUUGAUCACUCAGAGAAUUAAUACGGAUAUGCAGAAAUCUUUGGACUUUGCCAUCAGCAAAUUUGAAGCUGGCGACAUCACUGGGGUUAUUGAACUUGACGGACUUCUACAGGUGAACCGCUUAUGCCACAAAUUGUUAAGUAGAUGGUUAGCCUUAGACGACUUCGACUCAAUGUUCAGAGAGGCAAACCAUAACGUUUUAGCUCCAUAUGGAAGGAUAACAUUGCACGUAUUUUGGGAGUUGAACUACGACUUUUUGCCAAACUAUGUAUACAACGCAGCUACAAAUAGAUUCACGAAGUAUAGAGGUAUCGCAUUCAGCGCCCCUGUAACUAGAGAUAGGCCUCCUCAGAUGUCACAUUGUUAUCUUUGGGGUACCAAGCAACUAAAUUUAGCGUACACUACACAAUAUGGACAAUACUCAGGUUUUGUGGGCCCACAGCAUUUCCACACAAUGUGUAAGUUGCUGGGGUAUCAGGGGAUAGCAGUUGUAAUGGAGGAGCUUCUAAAAAUUGUGAAAAGCUUGAUACAGGGCAGUCUGUUGCAAUUUACUAAAACGCUGAUGGAGGCGAUGCCAAAAAUUUGUAAAUUGCCUAGAUACGAUUACGGAUCGCCUGGUGUUUUAGGAUAUUAUCAUGCACAGUUGAAUGAUAUUGUACAAUAUCCUGAUGCCAGAACAGAGCUCUUCCAUAAUUUUAGAGAAUUUGGUAACAUCAUUUUGUUUUGCCUACUUAUGGAACAGGCUCUAUCCCAAGAAGAAGUAUGCGAUCUUCUACAGGCCGCACCAUUCCAAAAUAUUCUUCCAAGACCGUAUUGCAAAGAGGGCGAAAAAUUGGAGGCAAAGCAAAAAAGACUUGAGGCCAAAUACGCAGCGCUUCAAAUCGUUCCAAAUAUCGAGAAGUUAGGGACAGCAAAACAGGCGAUGAUAUCCAGGGAAGGAGACCUGUUAACAAGGGAAAGAUUAUGUUGUGGUUUAUCAAUAUUCGAAGUGGUAUUGAAUCGGCUGAGAAGUUUCCUGGAUGAUCCUGUAUGGGUUGGGCCACCUCCCACUAAUGGUGUUAUCAAUGUCGAUGAAUGCACCGAGUUCCAUCGACUUUGGUCGGCCUUACAAUUUGUUUAUUGCAUUCCUGUUAGUGAAAAUGAAUAUACUGUUGAAGAAAUGUUUGGUGAAGGCUUGCACUGGGCAGGUUGCACAAUGAUAGUUCUGCUAGGGCAACAGAAACGAUUUGAGGCAUUGGACUUUUGCUACCACAUUCUCAGAGUACAAAGAGUAGACAUGAAAGACGAAGUUGUAAAAGGAAUUAAUCUGAAGAGGAUGGUGGACAGAAUAAGAAGAUUCCAAGUAUUGAAUUCUCAAAUAUUCGCAAUUUUGAAUAAGUUUUUGAAGUCGAGUGAAAAUGACGAAUUAUCCGUUGAGCAUGUCAGAUGUUUUCCCCCGCCUAUUCAUCCUUCGUUGAAUCCUCAACAGCACUAUCAUGCUCCAGAGCAUUUACGUCAAUGUUAAUCUUCCUAUAUUAAAUAAAGUGCUGGAUUCAUUUUCAUACACAAUUAAUUUCCAUUUGGACCUACAUAUUUUGUAAUCAUUCAUACAUGUACAUCAACAAUUAUGAACGUCUUUGUAAAUAAUUUUUUAUUUUAAAUAAAAUUUAUAUAGUAGAA
Molecule: messenger RNA, 4518 nt
Organism: Acanthoscelides obtectus
Lineage: Eukaryota; Metazoa; Arthropoda; Insecta; Coleoptera; Chrysomelidae
Source: the annotation of a GenBank genome assembly